Pieris brassicae (large cabbage white) is the source of this 1548-nucleotide messenger RNA. RefSeq lists its product as uncharacterized. The transcript is spliced from 2 exons. The record is from RefSeq and is a predicted model, not a curated record. Lineage: Eukaryota; Metazoa; Arthropoda; Insecta; Lepidoptera; Pieridae. Bases 213 to 1466 code for a protein of 417 amino acids.
AAUUACUCUCAAUAAUAGUCUAAUUUUCAUACUAAUAAAGAGUAUCAAGCCAAUAAACGUAAAAUUUGUGUUAGGAGAGGACAAUCAUUCUCCUCCCCAAUAAUAUAGCCGGAUCAAUCCAAUCGCUUUGUCAUGUGACAUGAAGUAUUGCGGGAUUGAAAUUAAGAGGGCAUAUUAUAGCAUGAAAAGCGUUUCCUGAUUUGUCUUAUAAAAUGAAACCUGAUGAACUGCAAUCGGAAGAAAAAGUCACAGGAGACGUCAUAGGAGAUACCGCCUAUAGUGAACGGUUUGUUUUAAAGAUUUUGUUAAAAUUGGCCAACCUCGACACGCUUAAAGACGAAAUACUCGAUCAGGCUUUUGAAGAAGACUUGUGCACCCUUUGGGACAUGACAGCAGAAAGAGAUGUGGUUCUAUUUCUUCUACAGCAUGAUGUUCUUAAUCUCCUUAGUUUUGCUUGGCCUAUCAUUGAAACACCACGCAUUGCAGAAAUUGUGGUUGGCAUGAUUGCAAAUAUGUGCUGCCAAAAGGAAGCUGUGAUAAAACUACUUAAACUUGUGCCAUUUGUGAAAUCUCUCAUAGAAUGUAUCAAAGGCAAUGAUAGUUUAAUCCUAAUUCAAUUAUUGCGUCUCAUAAACUCAAGUCUUUUCCUUGCAAGUAGCGAUAACAUUCAAAUUUGGUUAAGAUUAUUUAUAGAAGUUGGCUACUCUAAGCAUUUAUAUUUCAUUCUAAAGAACUCUUCACAGAAGGACCUACUUAUUAAUGCAUUAGAAAAUUUAAAUACUAUUUGCACAUAUUGUAAUAUAGAAGAACUGUGGUCAGAUUUCUUUGGACAUUUUGUAAGUGUUGAAGCUCUGGAAAGUGUAAUCAUAGGAUAUAUUGAGAUUACUGAAACACAUAGAGAUUUAUGUGAGAAGGAACAAUUUGAACGGAUACUGCUUAUAAGUAUACAAAUAAUUUUGAACCUAGUUGGUUUCGACAAGUCUGUUUCUAUUUUUAAUAACAACAAAAAUGAUGCACUAAAAAUGAUAACAAUUACAUUCCAAUAUUAUGAAAACAAACUUGUCAACUGCAAGGAAAUUGAUAUGGAUCUUGUGGACAUAGUUGGUUCUACAAUUUCUGUUAUUAAUGCUUUGAAAAUAAUCGAAAUAAGUGAGCUUGAUGACUAUUUCAUGCAAAGCUAUAAAAUGUGGAAAACUUUACACUACAUGGUUGAUGGUCAGCAAGUCACUGAAAAUGAUCAUGAAGAUUUGGUUAAUGUUUCUAAAGAACUUCAAACUUCAUUAAGUACUUUAAUGUUUGUGUAUAUGGAAAAAUGUAAUGAAGACAAUUUACUUAAGGCUUUAGAUGAAAUGAAUCAUGACUUUGAUGAUGUCGCAUCAUUUAUUGAAAAUAAAUGUAUUUUAAAUUUAGUCACAGAAAGAGUUUCUACUUAUCAAACAAGGUUAAAGGAAAUUGUUGAUUGUUAACUAAAAUUUUGAAACCCAGCCCAACCAUGUUUUUGUUAACUGUUCCAAAUACUUCCUGGACACUUUUUCUAAAUAUAAUUAU